GAAACAUCGCUUCGCUCAUGUUAGCGGCUAAUUUAGCGUAUUAGCUCGUAGCUGCUUAGCUGGAAACCCCACAUCUGAGGAUCUACGAAGCCAUGGCGCAGAGAAAGAAUCCCAAAAGCCACUCCAGGAAAGCCAAACGCAGCAUCAGGAAUGACUGGGCCUCCAGAUGUGGACCUCCAGAACCGAGUUUCUGCGGUAGAACCGGACCCUUCCUGUCCCUUUAAUGGCAGUGUGACCGCCAACAAACAAGCAUCAAGGUUAUCUGUUGGACUGUUCUGUCCUCUCUGGCAUCUGAUGCAGACUCAGGGUUUGUCGGCUCUAAGAAUAGAGUGGAUCGGGUUCUGGAGGCCGACACAAUCAGGGAGGAAGAGGAGGAGGAAGAGGAGGAACUGCUGGCUUCUGCUGCUCGGCUCCGUCACAUUCAGAACACCUCCUGCAGGACUUUUUAAUCUGUUUGGAUGAUCCAUAAUCAGCAGUAGUUGUUUGUUAUUUAUUACUUGUCGUGUUCAAGCUGCGGUUUACCUGAAGGAAUCUUCUGGAGAAGCUUUAAAUAUUUUUACUUUGACAUAUUUUCAGUUUCUGCUUCUUGAAACUUGCCUUGCUUUGUUUUUUCUUCAUCUUUAAACCAACAUUUCUGCGUCUUAUUGAUGGUUUUUGCUGGUUUCUGGGCUCAGCUGUGACGCUCCAUGCAGCGCUACAGCCGCUACGGCGCCUCCUACUCCUCGUCCUCCUCCUCUGCAGCUCCUGUAGAGGAGAUCCAUGCCGAGGAGGAGGAGGUUGUGGAGGAGGUGGUGUAUAGUGAAGAAGAGGAGGAGACGCUGAUAGAGCAGCAGGAGAAGACAGGAGGAGUUGAGGAGGAGGAGGACGUCUCCCGGCUGCAGGAGGAGGUGCAGUCGGUGGUCCAGGAGGCAGAGGGGAGGACUACGCCGGUGGAAAGUAAGAAUGGGAAGAGGACAGAAGGAGGUGGAGGAGACGCAGGAGGAGGUCCAAAGUUCUCCAUGUUCACCUGGUUUGUGGUUCUGGCUCUGCUGGGAGUCUGGAGCUCGGUGGCCGUGGUCUACUUCGACAUCGUGGACUACGACAGCGUCAUCGCCAGAGCUAAGGAGUUUCGUAUGAACUUUUCUGAAGUUUUACAAGGUAAACUGACGGCCUACGACACCGAUGGAGACGGAGACUUUGACGUGGAGGAUGCUAAAGUUCUGCUCGAUGACAAGAAGUUUAAAGAUCGUGUUCUCAGGAGAGACAGGCUGAGAAAAGAGGACAGAACAGAGGUGAAGAAGAGGGCUAAAAACAAAGAAGGGGCUGCAGGAGAAGCUGCUGAUAGAAAGAACACGACGCGAGCCUCGGAGCGUCCCGUCCGAGGCGCCAAACUCAGAUCGGCUCUCAGGGUUGAGCUGAGGACGAUCCAUGAGAAGAUGGAGGCCAAGAGGAUCGCUCGCAUUGCGCUGGCCGAGAUCAGGGCCUUCCUCACCGAGGAGGAGGAGGAGGAGAGGGAGGCGGUCUGGACGAUGAAGAUGAAAACGCUGGAGGCCGCCAAGGAGAAGCUGAGGGAGGAGAGGAGGAAGGAGGCAGAGAGGAUGGAAAGGGAGCAAAGAGAGAAGGAAAGGAUGGAAAAGGAGCAAAAGGAGAAGGAAAGGAUGGAAAAGGAGCAAAGGGAGAAGGAAGGAAUGGAAAAGGAGCAAAGGGAGAAGGAAAGGAUGGAAAAGGAGCAAAGAGAGAAGCAAAGGAUGGAAAAGGAGCAAAGAGAGAAGGAAAGGAAGGAAAAGGAGCAAAGGGAGAAGGAAAGGAAGGAAAAGGAGCAAAGAGAGAAGGAAAGGAUGGAAAAGGAGCAAAGGGAGAAGGAGAGGAUGGAAAAGGAGAGGGCGGAGAAAGAGAGGAUGGAAAAGCAGCAAAGGGAGAAGGAGAAGGCAGAGGAAGAAAGGAUAGAAAAGGAGAAGGCGGAGAAAGAGAGGAUGGAAAAGGAACAAAGGGAGAAGGAGAGGAUGGAAAAGGAGCAAAGGGAGGAGGAGAGGAUGGAAAAGGAGAAGGCGGAGAAAGAGAGAUUGGCUCGAGAGAAAGCAGAAAAGGAAAGACAAGAGAUGGAGAGGCUGGCUAAAGAAAAGGCUGCCAGGGAGGAAAGAGAACGACUGGAAAGACAACGGGUGGAGAAGGAAAGGAUGGAGAGAAUCGCAAAAGAAAAGGAGCGAAUAGAACGAGAGAAGGCGGAGAAAGAAAGAUUGGAGAGGGAGAGAGCUGAGAAAGAAAGAUUGGAGAGGGAGAGAAUCACCAGAGAGAAGGAACGUCAAGAAAAAGAACGAAUCGCUAAAGAACGAGCAGAGAAAGAAAGACUGGAGAGAGAAACACUCGCCAAAUUAAAGGCUGAGAAAGAAAGACUGGAAAGGGAAAGAGUGGAGAGAGAAAGGAUGGCUAGAGAGAAAGCAGAGAAAGAAAGACUUGAGAAGGAACGCAUCGCUAAAGAAAAGGAAAGACUUGAGAAGGAAAGGAUCGCUAAAGAAAGAGCAGAGAAAGAAAGAUUGGAAAGGGAAAGAAUGGAGAGAGAAAGGAUCACCAAAAUAAAAGCAGAGAAAGAAAAAUUGGAAAGGGAAAGACUGGAGAGAGAAAGGGUCACCAAAAUAAAAGCAGAAAAAGAAAGAUUGGAAAGGGAAAGACUGGAGAGAGAAAGGAUGGCUCGAGAGAAAGCAGAGAAAGAAAGAUUAGAAAGGGAAAGACUUGAGAAGGAAAGGAUCACCAAAGAAAGAGCAGAGAAAGAAAGGCAUGAGAGGGAACACAUCGCCAAAGAAAGAGAAAGAAUCGCAAAGGAGAAGAUGGAGAAUGAAAAGAUGGAGAGAGCAGCAAAGGAGACAGAAGAGAGGGAAAGAGCAAGAGUCGCCCAGGAGAGAUUGGAGAAAGAGAGAGCCGAGAGAGAAAUGGUGGCCAGAAGGGAGAGGAUGGAAAAGGAACAAACGGCAAAGGAAAGAGAGAGGAUGGAAAAGGAGCAAACAGCAAAAGAAAGAGAGAGGAUGGAAAAGGAGCAAACGGCAAAGGAAAGAGAGAGGGUGGAAAAGGAGCAAACAGUGAAGGAGAGGCUGGAGAAGGCGUCCAGAGAGAAGGAGGUCAGGCAGCGGCUGCUCCAACAAAAUGCCGCCAAACCCAAUGUCUCGCAGCUGAAAACUCCGACGGCGGCAAACAUGGCGGCAAUCAGGAGAGAGAGGAGCGUCGGAGAGAAGAAGAAAUGACGUCAUGAUGCGAAGCGAUGACCUCACAAACGGUGCUAGGACUCUGAUUGGUCGCUUAGAGAAAGAGUAGUUUUAAAGAACGUUGAACUUGAAGCAGUUCAUGAGUGUUUUUUGUUCCAUAAAAAUGAAAAAAUGGGAAUUUGUUCAAUUUUUUUGGGGGUGUUGUCAACUAAAAAAUGGAGGCUUCCCAUACGUUUUUACAUCUUUAAUUAGUUUCCUUAGCGCCUCCCCUCUGCUCUGUAUAAACACUGCCUGCAGUUCAGCCAGAAAGUCUGUAAAUUCACCACUGGGUCACAAAAAGCUUCUUAGUUGAACUGAGAAGUGCAACAUUUUUUUUGUAAUUUUUAUUUUACAGAAUCUUGUUAAUGCAAAUGGCACAUUUAUAUAAGCUAGACGUUUAGAAUAAAAUGAUUUUCAUGAAAUACCAUGAUGGAAACAACUCGACAGCAGUUUCCCUAAUUUCGCUCAAGUUUUUAGAUGAUUCAUUAAAAUAGCAGCUGCUAUUGAUUUGCAUGACUUUGUUUUACAGUUGUUUUUUUUUUGCGGAUAACCAAAAUUAGUAGCAGUUAGCAGUAGCACAUGAAUUUAUUAUUAAUCAUAAAGGAUGAAAAAGUCUAUAAUUUGUGAUCUUUGACUGGUCUUAGAAUAGAUAAAUAAUCAGUAAAAUUCCAUCUAAACAUGAA
Messenger RNA from Amphiprion ocellaris (clown anemonefish), 3898 nucleotides. Its product is annotated as un-named hu7910. Gene Ontology annotation, cellular component: endoplasmic reticulum; membrane. The coding region runs from base 687 to 3215 and encodes 842 amino acids. The record is from RefSeq and is a predicted model, not a curated record. Gene Ontology annotation, biological process: peptidyl-aspartic acid hydroxylation. NCBI's taxonomy places the organism in Eukaryota, Metazoa, Chordata, Actinopteri, Pomacentridae. Gene Ontology annotation, molecular function: protein binding; peptidyl-aspartic acid 3-dioxygenase activity. The transcript has 10 exons.